Papaver somniferum (opium poppy) is the source of this 932-nucleotide messenger RNA. Its product is annotated as gluconokinase-like. NCBI's taxonomy places the organism in Eukaryota, Viridiplantae, Streptophyta, Magnoliopsida, Ranunculales, Papaveraceae. The record is from RefSeq and is a predicted model, not a curated record. The transcript has 3 exons. The coding region runs from base 142 to 870 and encodes 242 amino acids. Gene Ontology annotation, cellular component: cytoplasm. Gene Ontology annotation, molecular function: gluconokinase activity.
GUUACGUGUUUCCCUCUCCCUCAAUCUCUCUCAUUCAUUCUCUUUCUCUCUAUCCAUCUUUCUUUCUAAGCGUUUGGUAUUGCCGGAAAAUACUAGAUAUUCUUUCUACAAUCAUUCAUUCUCAAUAAUUAUAUAUUAAUUAUGGAUAAUUCUGAUUAUUAUCUUCUUCAGCACCACCACCAACCUGAUCAUGAUCUUCAUCACCUAAACAACAUUCUAAACCAACAACAACAAAUCAUCACAACUACGAUGAAUCAUAAUAAAGGAUCAUUAGAGACGACGGCUCCAAUGGUUUUUGUCAUCAUGGGUGUUAGCGGCUCUGGCAAAACUACCAUCGGCGAGUUGUUAGCAAAGACGAUGGACUUUGGUUUUCUCGACGCCGAUGAUUUCCAUCCACUAGCAAACAUAGAGAAAAUGAGUCGAGGGAUUCCACUCAACGAAGAAGACAGGAUACCAUGGCUGGAAACUCUACGAGACACGCUCCGAACGAAGAUCAACCAGAUUGUUUCGAGCAGUAAUGGUACUUACGACGACGCUGAUGACGACAAGAAAAGGAAAGCAGUCCUCUGUUGUUCCGCUCUGCAGAAGAAGUACAGAGAGAUUCUGAGAACUGCUGAUCCUAAUUACAAGCCAGGGAGUUAUGUUCCUGGCAGGGUUAAGUUUAUUUACUUGGAGACGCCGUUUGAGGUGUUGUUGAACAGAGUUAACAAGAGAGCAGCACAAGGAAAACAUUUCAUGCCUGCUUCGCUGUUGCAGUCGCAAUUAGACUUGCUUCAGAUUGAUAAUGAACAAGAGAAAGACAUCACGGUGGUUGAUGGCACUCUGCCUCCACAGCUCAUUGUAAACGAUAUCCGAUCACUCAUUCUGUGAUCUGUGUAUCAAUUCACUUGCAACAUUUGUUGCUAAGAAAAUAAAAUUAACAGUUUCAUAAA